AUGACUCUAAGGUUGGACGCUGAUCUGAACAUAAAGAUUGGUGAUUUUGGACUUUGCCGACGGGUAAGCGACGAAGACGAGGCCUAUGUGCCGUCUCAAAAACAUAGAGACGUUCCAUUUCCAUGGAUGGCACCAGAAACGAUAAUUUCCGAAAAGUUCACAUUCCAAAAUGAUGUAUGGGCUUAUGGUGUCGUACUUUGGGAGCUGACUACUCGUGGAUUGACGCCGUAUAGUGGCAAAAAGAGCUUUGAGGAUCUCGAAUUCUGCGAAGUGAAAAGCGACUGGAAAUGCCCGAGUAUUGUCCAGCUCAAUUGUAUAACCAAAUUAUGCUUCCAUGUUGGCAUGCCGACCCAAAUUGUCGACCAAGUUUUUCUGAGCUUGUGGAUUUAG
Ostertagia ostertagi is the source of this 390-nucleotide messenger RNA. The record is from the annotation of a GenBank genome assembly. Lineage: Eukaryota; Metazoa; Nematoda; Chromadorea; Rhabditida; Trichostrongylidae.